GGGAUCUCUGGAGAUCAUCCAGUCCAACCCCUUUGCCAAGGCAGGGUCACCAGAGCAGGUUGUACAGCAACACGCCCAGGUGAAUCAUUGGAAUGUCUCCAAUGAUGGAGAUUCCACGACUUCCCUGGGCACCUGUUCCAGUGCUCUGCCACCCUCAGUGUAAAGGAGUCCUUCCUCAUUUUAACAUGAAACUGUUUUUGUCUUAGUUUAUGGCCAUUGCUCCUGUCUCUCACCUGUUGCUGGGCUCCACUGAAGAGAGUCCAGCACUGUCCUCUUGGCACCCACCUUUGAGAUAUUUAUAUACAUUAAUGAAAUCCUAAUGAUGUCCUCGUUCCAGGAAGGACAGGGUUAAUUUUUGCAAUAGCCAGGAAGGGGCAUGGCCACGACCCAGAGGUUACUCUGUGCCAGCUCCCGUUGUUUUCUGGGGACAGGGAAGGGGUCCUUUUCAGGUCCUGUAGUGUGGCAGUCAGAUAUUGUCAGAACCCUGCAUUGAGCACUCAGGUGUGAAUCAUUUGUCUCUUGUACAUUGUUACUAAUAGUGUUGCUGUUACCACUGGUUUUCUUAUUUAAUUUGUUUCCAGUAAAUUGGCCUGAUCUUGACCUGUGAUCUUUAUUUACCCUUUGUGCCUCUAAAUCUCCACUCCAUCUUGCAGCAGGAGGAAAGGGAGGGGGGAGCAAGUGAGUGGCAGUGUGGUUUGGAGAGGCUUACUGGGAGCACUGAAUUGGGGAGUACCAUUCCUAAACCACAACAGAUCUCCUCUCAGUCUUCUCUUGUUCAGACUAAAUGGGCCCAGUUCCCACAGUCUCUCCUCACAAGAGAGAUGCUCCAGACCCCUCGUCAUCUUUGUGGCCUCUGCUGGACCUUCUCCAGCAGCUCCUUGUCUUUGUUAUCCCGAGGAGCCCAGAACUGGAGACAGUACUCCUGAUGUGCCUCACCUGGGGCAAGUAGAAGGGCAGGAUCAUCACUCUCAACCUGCUGGCUACACUCUUCCCAGUGCACUCCAGGAUCCCAUUGGCCCUCCUGGCUGUAAGGGCCCUGCCAAUUCAUGGUCAGCUUGUCACCCACCAAGAUCCAGGUUCUUAUCUGCAGAACUGCUCUCUAGGAGGUCAGCCCCCAGCCUGUGCUGAUAGUUGGAGUUAUUCCUCUCCUGGUGUACCCUACACUUGCCCUAGUUGACUCUCAUUGGGUUUCUCUCUGCUUAAUUCUCCAGCCUAUCAAGGUCCUGCUGAAUGGCACAGCCUUCAGGUUGCCCUGCAGUUCCCUGACGAGCUCCUGGCAGACGCAGUGGAGGUGGCAGGCCGCAUGGAGGCAGCAACCGGGGCCGAGAUGUACGUGUUAGGAGACACCACGUAUGGCAGCUGCUGCGUGGAUGAAGUGGCUGCCGAGCACGUGGGUGCCGAGGCAGUGCUGCACUACGGCCCAGCCUGCCUCAGCCCCUGCAGAAAGCUCCCGGUGCUGCACAUCUUCGGGCAGCAGCCCCUGGACGUCGGGCGCUGCACAGAGGUGUUCCGGGAGCUCUACCCCGAGCAGCAGAGCUGUGUGGUGGUGCUGAGCGAUGUGGUCUAUGCCCAUGCGAUGGGUGAGCUGGAGCAGCAACUGUGCCCCGAGUACCCCAAUAUCAUCUUCUCCAGGCUGGUGUGUGGAGACCCUCCUGGCCCCGCAGUGCCUGGGGAGGAGCGGAAGUUUGGUCGCCAGUUCUUGGUGGAGGCUGCAGGAGGGCUGCAGGAUUAUGCCAUGUUCUAUGUGGGAGCUGAGGGCCUUGCCCUCACCAGCUUCAUGCUGACCUGGAACUGCUGCCCUUUCAGCUCCUUCAACCCUAUCACCGGCUGCGGCCGCCACGAGACCCUCAAUGUCAACCGGGCCCUGAUGCGCCGCCUGUACCUGGUGGAGCGGGCCCGGGAUGCCAGUGUGGUGGGCAUCCUGGUGGGCACCCUCGGCGUGGCGGGCUACCUGACCGUGCUGCAGCACCUCCGGGAGCUGCUGCGCCGGGCCGGCAAGCGCAGCUACACGUUGGCCGUGGGGAAGCCAAACCCUGCCAAGCUGGCCAACUUCCUGGAGGUGGACAUCUUUGUCCUGGUGGCCUGUGCUCAGAAUUCCCUCCUGGACUCCAGUGACUUCUACAGACCUGUUGUGACCCCCUAUGAGCUAGAGCUGGCCUGCAACCCAGCCCGUGAGUGGACGGGAAACUACCUCACAGACUUCCGAGACUUGCUGCCAGGUGCCUGUGCCCACGUUGAGCUCCCAGCGGCUGUUCCCGCAGCGGAGGCUGUUCCCGAUGUUUCGCUGAUCACAGGGAAGAUGCGUGCUACCCACCUCUGUGACCCCCUGACCUCUCAGCUGCCCCCCAGCACUGCCCUGGCCUGCAGGGACCAGACACGGGCUCUUGCAGAGAUCAGCCCUGCAGCCUCCUUCCUGGAGUCCCGCAGCUGGCAGGGUCUGGAGCAGCAGCUGGGACAGACCCCUGUCUCCAAGGCUGUGCAGGGCCGACGAGGGAUUGCCAUUGCCUAUGAGGAUGAAGGGUGUGAGCAACCCUAAUUCAGCAGCAUUGGCACCCAACCAGGAGCGGGGCCGUGUGGGGGCCCAGACAUUGCCUCUCACUGGGUGCUGGACCUGCUGCCAGCUGGCACCUUGCUGGAUGUGGCCUUGGGUCAGUAAUACUGCAGUGGGACAGCAGGAGUUGCACGUGUGUUCAGGAAUGCCUGUGGCACCCUGAGGCUCAUGGCCAGGGCAGCAGCAGGGCCAGGAGAGAUGGCCACUUGGCCCAGACCCAGUCUUGGAGGGCUCCUUCAUCCAGGGCAGCUUUGUCCCUAUGUGGAAAGGUCACAACUUUGCAGGAGCUGACAGUGCCGAGACUUGAGGCUUUUGUGGACUACUGCUGCUAAGUAAAGCUGAAGAGGAUUUGUGAAUGAAAUGUUUUUUAGAAUAAAACAUGGGCUGAAGAGUGCA
Molecule: messenger RNA, 2947 nt
Organism: Parus major (Great Tit)
Lineage: Eukaryota; Metazoa; Chordata; Aves; Passeriformes; Paridae
Gene: DPH2
Product: diphthamide biosynthesis 2
Exons: 6
Coding region: 1304-2536 (410 amino acids)
Biological process (GO): protein histidyl modification to diphthamide
Molecular function (GO): 2-(3-amino-3-carboxypropyl)histidine synthase activity
Source: RefSeq, a predicted model, not a curated record